This is a messenger RNA of Hevea brasiliensis (rubber tree), 1156 nucleotides long. Its product is annotated as LIM domain-containing protein PLIM2b-like. The coding region runs from base 200 to 847 and encodes 215 amino acids. Gene Ontology annotation, cellular component: plasma membrane; actin cytoskeleton. Lineage: Eukaryota; Viridiplantae; Streptophyta; Magnoliopsida; Malpighiales; Euphorbiaceae. The record is from RefSeq and is a predicted model, not a curated record. The transcript has 5 exons. Gene Ontology annotation, molecular function: actin filament binding. Gene Ontology annotation, biological process: actin filament bundle assembly.
ACCAUGCAUUCCACCAUAUAUAGUGACCUUUAAGCUGCUGAUGAAAAUCACAAUUAAGAAGAACAACAAAUUCUUGAAAGUUCAUUCGAUCUCAACAUUCUGAGAUAGACUUGAACUUUCAUUCUUUGUUGUUGAAGAAAUCCCCUUUACAAGCCUUAAUUUCUAGUUCUCUUAAGAUCCAAAAAGAACACAGGUAAUAAUGGUGUUCAGUGGAACCACGGAGAAAUGCAAGGCUUGCGAUAAGACUGUUCAUUUCAUUGAAAUGAUCACAGCUGAUGGAAUUUCUUAUCAUAAGACAUGCUUCAAGUGCAGUCACUGCAAUGGACUUCUUCUGAUGAGCAGCUAUUCCUCAAUGGAUGGAGUCUUGUACUGCAAACCUCACUUUGAUCAACUCUUCAGGGAGACUGGCAGUUUUUCUAAGAAAUUCCCAACAUCUGGAGACAAGAAAAAUGGACUGGCAAGGGCUCCUGGCAAGCUUUCCUCCAUGUUCUGUGGCACCCAAGACAAGUGUGCACGCUGCAACAAAACAGCAUACCCUUUGGAGAAGGUGAGUGUGGAGGGAGAAUCCUAUCACAAGACAUGCUUCAGGUGCUCUCAUGGGGGUUGCUACCUUACACCCUCAUCCUAUGCUGCUAUUGAAGGCAUUCUUUACUGUAAGCCCCAUUUUGCUCAGUUGUUCAAGGAGAAAGGCUGCUACAAUCAUCUCAAAAAGGGUGCCUCAGUAAAGAGAAAUGAUGCAAAUGCACCUGAAGCAGAAGAAUCCAAAGUUACAGUGGUAUCAGAACCAGAUACUGAAGUAGAAACAGAAGCUAACUCCGAGGCAGUCCUUGCACAAGAGCAAUCAUAAUCCAUGAGAAAGUACAUGAUUAGUCCUCAAUGUUGUCCCUGUUCAAUGAACAUUUUCGUUUGAGUGGGGUUUGGAAGUUGUUUACAGUUUCAAAACCAAUGGGGAAGUUUGGUUGUCUCUUUUUAUUAUCAGGGGCAAGAUGAAGGAAAAUGAAGUACAGAAUUCUCUCAUGGGUAGGAAUUUUUCCAAAUGGCAGUCUUGUUGAUCCAAAUGUAUAGGGGAUUGGCCGGUACCAUUUAUUUGCAGCGUCAACUGUGUUAUCCAUUAUGAUUUUGCAUUGUUGAAUUAAUAGAUUAUGAGUUUAGCUCA